This is a messenger RNA of Vollenhovia emeryi, 2860 nucleotides long. It is a transcript of the gene Dolk, whose product is annotated as dolichol kinase. Gene Ontology annotation, biological process: dolichyl monophosphate biosynthetic process. Gene Ontology annotation, molecular function: dolichol kinase activity. The record is from RefSeq and is a predicted model, not a curated record. The transcript is spliced from 7 exons. NCBI's taxonomy places the organism in Eukaryota, Metazoa, Arthropoda, Insecta, Hymenoptera, Formicidae. Gene Ontology annotation, cellular component: endoplasmic reticulum membrane. The coding region runs from base 449 to 1864 and encodes 471 amino acids.
UCUCAGGUUAGGUUACGUUGGGAGCCGAAUUGAAAGUAAUAUUAAAUAAACUGCUUGCUCUUGGAUUCGAAUGUCUCGAUGUCUCCAUUUCUCUGAAUGACUCGAGAGCGAUGAGAGGCAGCCAGCUAUACGUACAUUCGUCAGUUUUCGCUGUCAUUAGUAGUGAAAAAAAAAUGUAGUCUUCAAUGAGUCUCGUAUGAUGCCGCCAGAGCUGUCGGAGUCUUCCCAUUCGACCACUUGUCUUUUCUAAUUUUAAACGGACACGUGUGUCGCGGAGCAUCGUGGAGCCGUCGAGACACGGAGGUGACGGGAGGAUCGGGUGUUGAACCCUCGCGGCCGUUUUCCACGUCCCUGUCCCAAGUCCCAGGUCGAGGUGAAAGCGCACAAAAGCGUCGCUGGUGGGCGGCGUCACGCUAUGAGAAGCGAUCUCCUCUAGCCGAGAGAAAGGAUGGAGUCGUUGGUCGCGCAGUAUAAUCGGCUCGAGGAUAACGUAUUGCGAAAUGUCAAACGCAACGGCAUACGGCACCGGGCAAACGCGAGCAGCGGACUAUGGCUGGGCGCUUUGGUCGGCCUGAGUGCCGCGGUGACGAUAUCGAGAGAAGAGAGCAGUUACUCCGAGAUAUGCCUGUUUGUGGGAACCACGGGCUUCGGGCUGAUUCUCUGCUCGCUAUGCCUUUACGCGCGGCUCUCGAUGAAGCAGAUCGUAGCGAAGGACUUCCACGCCAUAUACUUUGUACCUGCGAUCAUAACGUCCGUGCUGUUUCUACUCGCCGCUAACAAAGGGCUGUUGACGAGCGUCGCGUGGGGCCUGACCGUCGCAAGUUUGGGCACAUGGGGCGUCGUACAACUAAUGUCGGCUUUCCCAGGCUGCUUUACGGUAGGCGAGGCAACGGUGGUUACGCACAGUUUUAUCUUGUUCCUGAUGUCGGCCGUCACCAACUUGCCCCUGCGAUAUCAUUUGCCGCCGAUUCACGACGGUGACAUAAGCACGGUUGUGCUGCAGGUUGCGAUAUUGUACGUAGUAUCGGUAUGCUUCCUGUGUGGAUAUUUCCCCGUCCUCCGUAGCACAGCGUACUUUUAUCUAACGAUAAUCAGCCUCUUAUGCUUGGUAACUCUUCCGACACUUUACAUUAUUCUCGAUCAAAAUCCAAUAGUAUGGGCAGUUUCUUUCGCUUUUGGCAGCCGUGAAAGGAUUGCAAUAGUUAUUUACUGGGCAGUGUGUUUUCUGCUGAGUAUCUUCAUCAUAAUCUACCAAAUAUUGUCGAAAUCCCAAGCUACAAGUCCUACUAGAAAGAACUUUCACACGUUAGCCACACUUGUAUAUAUUCCUGGCAUGAUAUACGAUCCUUUGCUACUGUAUCUUGCCAGUGGUGUAUUGUUGAUACUACUUGUUGCUCUUGAGGUAAUCAGACUUCUCAAAGUCCCGCCAUUAGGAGAGAUUUUGCAGCAAGGAUUUAUUGCGUUUGCCGAUGAGAAGGAUUGUUUGCUUUCAUUAACACCUAUGUACCUGUUGUGUGGUUUAUCGUUACCUCUUUGGAUGCCAACUAAUAAUUUGACGCUAAUGGUAUUACUUAGCGGCGUACUGACGGUAGGGAUCGGUGACACUGCUGCGAGCUUCGUCGGUAACAGAUGGGGUUCGCACAAGUGGCUCGACACGGGGAAAACUAUCGAAGGCACCGUCGCAUGCAUAUUUUGCCAAGUUUGCGUAAUACUCGCGCUAACAUGCUGUGGUCUCGUGGAUAAUUACCUGCUACUGCUGAGAAGCAUCUUGGCGGCUGCAUCGAUAUCGUUGAUCGAGGCGCGCACAAAUCAAGUGGACAAUCUGGCUCUGCCGUUAUUGAUGUAUGUAUGUUUGAGGAUAUAAGCGCCUACUUUCCAACUCGAUGAUAACCCGUUAGCCUAAAUUCAUUUUUAAGAAAAUUUAUAGCAACUAUAGAUACAAUUACGAUAUUUGUGAUGUUUAAUCGCUUUUUCUAAUGCCAGUGAGAAUAUAUAUACAUGUAUAUAUGUAUGUAACUAAUAUACAGGGUGACUCUAAAAGACACUUUUCUCUAUAUUACUUAAUAACAAAAAAUUGUUAAGUGGGCGCCAACGAUUUGGCGCCUAUCUUUGGCCGCGCGCACCGGCUAAAGAUCGCUGCUGGUCCGUUCGGCUUUGCUUAACAAUUUUCUCUUACGGUUGACAACUUUUCGACUCAGCUUUUUUAAUAAGAAACAACGCUACGUAAUUUGCGGGCGGCCUUUCAGAGACCCUGUAUAUACAUGUAUAUAUGUAACUUAUACAGAAUGUAUAUAACAUUUUUUAUGCUGUUUCAUAGUAAAAAAUCGUACUUGGAUCGAUACAUCCAUCUGUAUUGUCUGCAAAGCUAAAGCUAACUUGCAGUUUUAGCGUUAAUUUACCCAUUUACGAAAGUGAUAUGUGUAAUUUUCUUAGAAAGACAAACAAAUAAAGAUACAGCUGUUAAUGCAAUUAUCUUUAUAUAUGAUGUUGUUAAGUGGUGAUAAUGUACAAAUAUUUAUACUUAUAACGGCGUAACACGUUAUAUAUUUUUCUGUAUAUAUCAAUAUAUAUAUAUAUAUAUGUGUAACAUAUACAACUUAUAUAUUUAUCCAAAGAAACGAAUCGUACAAUGUGUAAAACAAAUCGUAUCGAUAGAUGCAAUCAAUGUGAAUGCGAAGAUCGGUGAAGGCAGAGAUGUUGCGCAUUUAAAAUUUACUAACUUAUAUUUACUCACAAUCUGCGAAACACCGAUUAUGUGCCUGAUAUAUUUCAUUCAUUCCUGACUAAGCACUUUUGUAUGUGAGCCAUGUGAACUUUCCGAUAAUUACUAAUACGAAUAAAGAGUUAUUUUUCUAUUUUA